This is a messenger RNA of Pygocentrus nattereri (red-bellied piranha), 2637 nucleotides long. Its product is annotated as extracellular calcium-sensing receptor-like. The record is from RefSeq and is a predicted model, not a curated record. Gene Ontology annotation, molecular function: G protein-coupled receptor activity. Lineage: Eukaryota; Metazoa; Chordata; Actinopteri; Characiformes; Serrasalmidae. The transcript has 6 exons. Gene Ontology annotation, cellular component: membrane. Gene Ontology annotation, biological process: G protein-coupled receptor signaling pathway. Bases 1 to 2637 code for a protein of 878 amino acids.
AUGUGCUUUGUUUCAUACCUGUAUCUGUGCAUUAUUUGGAGUUCUUCAGCAUUCUUCUCUCACUCUUCAUCCCCAGUCCCAGACUCAACGUCUGGGUCAGGCUCCUGCCAGCUGCGGGGGCAUUUCAAUCUUAAUGGGAUGUACCAGGAUGGAGACCUGAUUCUGGGGGGCCUGUUUGAGGUCCACUUUCUCACUGUGUUCCCAGAGCUUAGCUUCACCAGUGAACCGGAACAGCCCUACUGUGAACAGUUUGACAUGGCAAGUUUCCAGCAGGCACAGACUAUGGCUUUUGCUAUUGAUGAAAUCAACAGAAAUCCCAAACUACUGCCCAAUAUCACUCUAGGCUACCACAUGUAUGAUAACUGCGUGAAGCUUGCGGUUGCAUUCCGGGCAGCUAUGGCCUUACUCAGUGGGACAGAUGAAGCCACUUCCAGUGUAGACUGCACUGGAUCUCCCCCAGUGAUUGGGAUAGUGGGGGACCCAGGAUCCACUCACUCUAUCGCUAUUUCUAGUGUGCUGGGGCUGUUUCGAGUACCCAUGGUCAGCUACUUCGCCACCUGCUCAUGCCUCAGUCACCGGCGUCAGUACCCCUCCUUCUUCAGGACCAUUCCCAGUGACGCCUUCCAAGUGCAUGCUAUCACCCAGAUCCUGAAGCGAUUCAGCUGGACGUGGGUGGGCCUGGUCUACAGUGACGAUGACUAUGGUAUCCAUGCUGCACACGCCUUCCACCAGGACGUGCAGGUCCAGCUCAGUGGCUGUGUAGCUUACUCUGAAAUGCUGCCACGAGACAACAACCGCAAGGACGUGAGACGCAUUGUUGAAGCGAUUAAAGCCUCCACAGCAAGGGUAGUGGUGGUCAUCUCCACUGAGGCUUAUCUGUUGCCACUUAUGGAUGAAGUGGCUCUUAGGAACGUCACUGGCAGGCAGUGGAUUGCCAGUGAAGCCUGGGCCACCUCACCAGUCUUCCUCACCCGACGUCUGCUGCCAUACCUUGGGGGCACACUUGGUAUCGCCAUCCGUCGUGGGGAGAUCCAGGGACUACGGGACUUCCUGCUUCGCCUUCAACCAGACAGUCAUCCUAAAAACAACAUGGUACAGAACUUCUGGGAGGAAAUGUUUGGAUGUACAUUUGAUUCUGGAAGUAUACAGGCUGAUGGAGAAGAGGAGAAAAAAGUGUGCACAGGAGAAGAAAAACUCAGAAACACAGACACAGCAUACACAGAUAUAUCUGAAUUAAGGGCUUCCUAUAAUGUAUACAAGGCUGUUUAUGCUCUGGCGCAUGCCCUGCAUGACUUGACAACAUGCAAAGAGGGAAAAGGGCCUUUUAAUGGACAUAUCUGUGCCAGCUUAGGCAACAUACAGCCCUGGCAGGUUGUCGAUUACCUGCAGAAAGUGAACUUCACUACUGGCUUUGGAGACCAUGUAUCAUUUGACAAAGAUGGUAAUGCUCUGGCCAUCUAUGAUGUCAUGAACUGGCAGCCAAACCCAGAUGGGUCAAUCAAGGUCCAUACAGUCGGCAUGGUGGAUGAGGCUUCGCAAGCAGAUUAUGUCCUCACACUAGAUGAGGACGCACUGUUCUGGAACUUUGAAUCAAAAAAAGUGCCCAGGUCUGUGUGCAGUGAAAGUUGCCCCCCUGGCACCAGAAGAGCCAGAAGGAAAGGCCUGCCCAUCUGCUGCUUUGAUUGUCUGCCAUGUACAGAUGGAGAAAUCAGCAACGUAACAGAUUCUACUGAGUGUACAGCAUGCCCUGAGGAGUUCUGGUCCAGCCCAGAGAAGGACCGCUGUGUCCCUAAAGAGGUGGAGUUUCUGUCCUAUGAGGAGCCGCUUGGUAUAUCCUUGACAACGGCCUCCCUUUUCGGCUCCUGCUUCUGUGCAGGGGUUCUAGGCAUUUUUGCACGUCACCGACACACCCCUGUUGUUCGUGCCAACAACUCAGAGCUAAGCUUUCUGCUGCUGCUGUCACUCAAAUUGUGCUUCAUGUGUGUCCUUCUGUUCAUUGGCCAGCCACAGCUGUGGACAUGCCAGCUGAGGCACGUGGCAUUCGGCAUCAGCUUUGUUCUGAGUGUUUCCAGCAUCCUGGUCAAGACUAUGGUGGUGGUGGCUGUAUUUAAGUCAUCCCGGCCAGGAGGCCAAAGUGCCAUGAAGUGGUUUGGAGUGGCCCAACAGAGAGGGACCGUGUUGGUCCUCACAGCCUUCCAGGUGGCCAUAUGUGCAGCCUGGCUGGCUACAGCAUCUCCCACACCCUAUAAAAACACUCGCUACGUCAGCUCUAAAAUAGUAUAUGAGUGCGCUGUGGGUUCGGUGCUAUGGUUUGCAACUCUGUUGGGCUACAUUGGUCUGCUGGCUGCUGUGAGCUUCUUGCUGGCAUUCUUGGCAAGGAACCUUCCAGAUAACUUCAAUGAGGCAAAAUUCAUCACCUUUAGUAUGUUAAUCUUUUGUGCUGUGUGGAUCACUUUUGUUCCUGCAUACAUCAGCUCUCCAGGAAAGUAUUCAGUGGCUGUAGAGGUCUUUGCUAUUUUAGCCUCUAGUUUUGGCCUGCUGGUGGCAAUAUUUGCUCCAAAGUGCUACAUCAUUCUCUUGCAUCCUGAAAGGAACACCAAACAAGCCAUAAUGGGUCGAACAACACAAAAGAAAUAG